CUCAUAUGUAAUCAGCCAUGUAUUAAAGUAAGCAAGCAAGAAACGUAUGUCAGUUUCAAAUACCAACUCCCACAAAAAUUUGUAAUUAGAUUAAAUACGCAAGUAGUUCCCUAGGAAACAAAGAUGGGCUAAUAAUGCACUUCCUAUAUCGUAUAUAACCCAAUAAGUUAUAAUGUUGAAAGAUACAUGUAAGAAAACAACCAUGUUUAAAUAGUUUAAGAUCAAUAAUAACUCCUUCGGAAAUCUAGCAAGGAUUCAUGACGAUUUGGCCUCGUCUUAAUUAUUCACAUAAUCCUUUUUUAGUGAUGAUGACAUCAAUUUAUUAAUUAUACACUAUAUAUACAUAUUAACAUAUAUAUAGUAAAGAUGGGUAUAUUCCAUGAGUACAGUAUACUGUAGAUUAUCUAGCUGUUAGAUGUACUUCGAUAAACUCCGACAAAUUUUGACGGUCAAUUUUUGUUUUCCAUUAAAUUGAACAUCGGGUUUGGGUUUAGAUAAUUGGGGUAUGGAGUUUAUCCAUUAGAGGUUGGGUAUAGUAUCAUAUCUUAAGCUCGUUUAAAUUCAUGACUUAGAUAAAUAUAUCUCACUGGACCGUAAAAUUGGUUUGAAUUUUUUUUUAAGUGUAAAAAUAUAUCGAAUGUACAUGUAAUUUGUGCAAAUAUUUUUGUCAACCAAAACUUAGAUGUCUAAUUAAUAGAAUUAUUAUUAAUAUUUAUUCGGACAUAUCUACUGACAAAACAGUAGCUUUUAAUUUGUUCUAAUCAAUAGUAAUAUAAAGUAGAGAUGCCUCUUGGCCAGGAGGAAGCACUCCAAUCUAGUACUACUACCUAAGCAAUUAAUAUGGAUGCGACUACUGCAAUGAUGGAGGAGCUUCUCGAGGCCCAGCCCCGGCUUUGGGAUCACUGCCUUAGCUACAUCAUCGGAAUGACCCUCCAAUGUGCCGUCGAGAUGGAGAUCGCAGACGCGAUUCAGGGCCACGGCGAGCCCCUGUCCUUAGAGGGGCUCGCCACGGCCCUUGACAUCUCUUUGGCCAAAGCCCCAUUCCUCUCGCGCCUCAUGCGCAUGCUCGUCCACUUGGGCUACUUCUUCUUCGUGCAAGAAGACGGAGAGGGGCCCCACGGCUACAGCCUGGCGCCCCUCUCCCGACUCCUGCUCAAGGACAGCCCAUUCAACGCCAGGUCAUUCGUCACGUGCAUGAGCCAUCCCAACAUGGUGGACCCGUGGCGCCACAUGACCACUUGGUUUCGCAGUGACGACGGCGGCGACAAACCACCGCCAUCUUCUCCUUUCGCUCUGGCUCACUCCGGCAAGAAGCUGUACGACGUUUGCUCGGCGGACCCAGCGUACGGGGAGUUGUUGGCCAAAGCGCUGGCGGGGGACAGCUGGAUGUUCAGUAGGGCUCUGGUGGGUAAGUGCAAAGAUACAUUCCAAGGGUUGGGCUCGCUUGUGGACGUCGGCGGGAGCACCGGAACCACGGCCAAGGCUAUCGCCGAGGCCUUCCCCGGGAUCCACUGCACUGUGUUUGAUCUCCCUCACGUGGUCGCUGCUGCAGAAGAAGAAGGCCGCCGCUCCAAACAUCCGUCCAAUCUGGACUUCGUAGCCGGCGACAUGCUUGCCGACAAUAUUCCUCCAGCUGAUGCGCUGCUCUUCAAGUGGGUGCUAUGUGACUGGCCGGACGGACUCGUGGUCCAAGUGUUGAAGCAGUGCAAGUCAGCAUUGAUGAAGAGCAAGAACGGCGGCGGCGGCAAGGUGAUGAUCGCCGACCACGUGCUGGGCCAUGAGAGUUGCAGCGACAGGACCUCCAUGGGAACAUCCUUGCUCUUCGACCUCAUCGCUAUGGCAGUCGCUGAGGGUUCUCUCAGAACUGAGAAACAGUGGGCCAAGCUCUUCUCUGAUGCGGGCUUCACCAACUACACAAUCACUCCCGUCUGUGGGCUGCGAGUCCUCAUCCAAGUCUACCCUUAAUUCAUUUCUGCUGCAUGUUUACCAACAGUAACAGUAGUGGUUAAUUAAUAAUAAUUAACCACAGUUACGUUGGUCGUGUCUGUUGUAUGUUGUUGGUGGUUAAUCUCUAUUAAUGUCGGUUGUUUGUUUGUGUAAUAAAGGUACCCUUUUCGUGUGUUGUUCUAUUAUAUGUUUUAUAUGAUUCCGUCGAAGCAUCGGUUGUAUGAACACGUACAGAAAUUAAGCUUGUCGUUUCUU
Molecule: messenger RNA, 2202 nt
Organism: Linum trigynum
Lineage: Eukaryota; Viridiplantae; Streptophyta; Magnoliopsida; Malpighiales; Linaceae
Source: the annotation of a GenBank genome assembly